GAGGGAGGGGGGGAGAGGAGGGGAAAAAGGAGGCGGAGGGAGGAGGGAGGGGGCAGCUGGAGCCGCAGCUGGAGCAGCGGUGGGUGCAGCGGCCGCAGCUGGAACAGCAGCGGGAACGGCAGCCGGCGGCGGCGGCGGCAGCGGCAGCGGCUCCGGCGGCGCGCUGAGGAGGCUCCGCUGAGGCGGGCGGCGGGGACCGGCGGACGUCGGCGGCGCAGAGGAGGCGGCGGCGGAGGAGGCGGCGGCCGCUCGCAGCGCGGGGGCUCGGCGGCGCGAUGUGGCGGGGGCGGCUGCUGGGGAUCGCCCUGGGAGUCGCCGUGCUCUGGGCGUCGCAGGCGGGCGCCGCCGCCGCCGCCGGGCACUCGGAGGCGGCCAGCGCCAAGGAGAGCCGCGCCAGCCGCGCCAAGCGGCGAGGGCAGGGCGGCGCCGGGCACGACGCGCUCAAAGGACCCAAUGUGUGUGGAUCGCGUUACAAUGCUUACUGUUGCCCUGGAUGGAAGACUUUACCUGGUGGAAACCAAUGCAUAGUCCCAAUCUGCAGACAUUCCUGUGGGGAUGGAUUUUGCUCUAGACCAAACAUGUGCACAUGCCCAAAUGGUCAGAUAGCCCCCUCCUGUGGUUCAAAAUCAAUACAACACUGUAACAUCCGGUGCAUGAAUGGAGGUAGCUGUAGCGAUGACCAUUGCCUCUGUCAGAAGGGAUAUACAGGAACACACUGUGGACAGCCUGUCUGUGAAAACGGAUGUCUAAAUGGAGGGCGAUGUGUGGCUCCUAACCGAUGUGCUUGCACAUAUGGCUUCACUGGACCGCAGUGUGAAAGAGAUUAUAGGACUGGCCCGUGCUUCACUUUGGUGACCAACCAGAUGUGCCAAGGACAGCUCAGUGGAAUAGUCUGCACGAAGACCCUGUGCUGUGCAACCGUGGGGAGAGCCUGGGGCCACCCCUGCGAGAUGUGUCCAGCCCAGCCGCAUCCCUGCCGCCGAGGUUUCAUUCCCAACAUUCGAACUGGAGCCUGUCAAGAUGUGGAUGAAUGCCAAGCCAUCCCUGGGAUCUGUCAAGGGGGAAAUUGCAUUAAUACUGUUGGAUCUUUUGAGUGCAAAUGCCCAGCUGGACACAAGUUUAAUGAAGUGACACAAAAAUGUGAUGAUAUUGAUGAAUGCAGCACCAUUCCUGGAAUCUGUGAUGGAGGAGAGUGUUCAAACACAGUUAGCAGUUACUUCUGCAAGUGUCCGCCAGGGUUUUAUACAGCUCCUGAUGGUUUAAAAUGCAUAGACAUGCGUCCUGGAUACUGCUUCUCUUCUCUGACCAACGGGCGCUGCGGCAACCAGCUUCCACAGCCUUUAUCCAAAAUGCAGUGUUGCUGUGACAGUGGCCGAUGCUGGUCUUCUGGUGCAGUGAGUGCUCCUGAAAUGUGUCCGAUCAGAUCUACUGAUGAGUAUCGCAAAUUGUGCUCAGUAUUUGCUAUGCUGCCAGCAAGACCUGACCUUCCUCCGGGCCGUCCUGACAUCAUUCCUCCUGAUACAGUUAUUCCUGGUGUUUACCCUCCUCUGGUCCCUCAGCCAGAAAUAGUUUAUCCAUCUCGUGCUCCACCACCUCACGUGAUCUUGCCGGUGAACUUCACUGACUAUUGCCAGCUGUUCCGACAUCUCUGUCUUAAUGGACGCUGUAUUCCCACUCCUGGGAGCUACCGCUGCGAGUGCAACAAAGGAUUCCAACUAGAUGUUAGAGGGGAAUGCAUUGAUGUCGAUGAAUGUGAGAAGAAUCCAUGCAUCAGUGGAGACUGUGUGAACACCCAAGGAUCCUACAUAUGCCAGUGCCGUAUAGGAUAUCAGAGUACACCGACUAGAACAGAGUGCCGAGACAUUGAUGAAUGUUUACAGAAUGGUCGUAUCUGUAAUAAUGGACGAUGCAUAAACACAGAUGGCAGUUUUCACUGUGUUUGCAAUGCUGGCUUUCAAGUGGCAGCUGAUGGGAAAAACUGUGAAGAUAUGGAUGAAUGCAGCAUAAGGAACAUGUGCCUGAACGGGAUGUGCAUCAACGAAGAUGGCAGUUUUAAAUGCAUUUGUAAACCAGGGUUCCAGUUAGCAUCUGAUGGACGUUACUGCAGAGACAUCGAUGAGUGUGAGACAGCUGGAAUAUGCAUGAACGGACGCUGUGUGAACACUGAUGGCUCUUUCAGAUGUGAAUGCUUCCCUGGCCUUGCAGUAGGCCUGGACGGACGCGUGUGUGUCGAUACACAUAUGCGAAGCACAUGCUAUGGUGGCUACAAGAGAGGACAAUGCGUGAGACCAUUAACUGGCGCAGUUACAAAAUCAGAGUGCUGUUGUGCCAGCACUGACUACGCCUUUGGAGAGCCCUGUCAGCCCUGUCCAGCGCAAAAUUCAGCUGAAUAUCAGGCUCUGUGCAGCAGUGGAACUGGCAUGACUGCAGGAGGAAAUGAUAUUAAUGAGUGCUUACUGGAUACUGAUCUCUGUCCAAAUGGAAGAUGUGAGAAUCUGCAUGGAACAUACAAAUGUAUUUGUGACCCGGGGUAUGAAGUGGAUUCAACUGGGAAAAACUGCAUUGACAUUGAUGAAUGUGCACUGAACAUGCUGCUUUGUGACAAUGGACAAUGCAGAAAUACCCCUGGAAGUUUCACCUGCACCUGUCCCAAAGGAUUUGUAUACACUCCUGACCUGAAAACAUGUGAAGAUAUUGACGAGUGUGAAUCUAACCCCUGUGUUAAUGGGGUGUGCAAAAACACCCCCGGCUCUUUCGCCUGUGAAUGUGCUCCUGAAAGUACAUUGGAUACAACAAGAACCAUCUGCAUAGAAACUGUUAAAGGCACCUGUUGGCAGAACAUAGUGGAUGGAAGAUGUGAAAUAAAUAUCAAUGGAGCAACUCUGAAGUCCCAGUGCUGUUCCUCACUAGGCGCUGCUUGGGGUAGCCCAUGUACACCAUGUGAACGAGACCCGAUAUGCCAAAAGGGAUAUUCAAGAAUAAGAGGAACAUUGUGUGAAGAUGUAAAUGAAUGUGAGGUGUUCCCAGGAGUUUGUACAAACGGGCAGUGUGUCAAUACCUUGGGAUCAUUUGUUUGCCAGUGCCCCAAUGGAAUGACUUUAGAUGCUUCUGGACGGACAUGUCUUGACAUUCGCUUGGAGAGUUGCUACCUGCAGCACGAAGAUGAGCAAUGCGCCUUACAGAUACCAGGCCGACACCGAAUGGAUGCUUGCUGCUGUUCAGUGGGUGCAGCGUGGGGCUUUGAGUGCGAGGAGUGUCCUCUGAAAGGAUCACCUGAGUAUGAAGCACUUUGUCCAAGAGGACCUGGGUUCUCUACUAAAAUAGAGAUAACUGGAAAACCUUUCUCUAAAGAUAUCAAUGAAUGUAAAAUGGUCCCCAGUCUUUGUACCCAUGGAAAAUGCAGAAACACCAUUGGCAGUUUUAAGUGUAGAUGUGACAGUGGAUUUGCACUUGAUUCCGAAGAAAGGAAUUGCACAGAUAUUGAUGAGUGUCGCAUCUCUCCUGAUCUUUGUGGCCAGGGUGUCUGUGUCAAUACUCCUGGGGACUUCAGAUGUGACUGUUUUGAAGGCUAUGAAAGUGGAUUUAUGAUGAUGAAAAACUGCAUGGACAUCGAUGAGUGUCAGCGCAAUCCCCUUCUCUGCCGAGGUGGCACCUGCAUCAACACAGAGGGAAGCUUUCGAUGCGAUUGUCCUCCAGGUCAUCACAUCUCACCAAAUAUCUCUGCGUGUAUAGACAUUAAUGAAUGUGACCUAAGCACCAGCCUGUGCCGAAACGGACAUUGCGUCAACCUGAUCGGAAAAUAUCAAUGUGCUUGCAACCCUGGGUAUCAGUCCACUCCUGACAAAUUAUACUGCAUUGACAUUGAUGAGUGCAGCAUAAUGAAUGGUGGCUGUGAGAACUUCUGUACAAACUCGGAGGGCAGCUAUGAAUGCAGCUGUAAACAAGGCUUUGCACUCAUGCCAGACCACAGGACAUGCACUGAUAUUGAUGAGUGUGAAGACAAUCCUAACAUCUGUGAUGGAGGCCAGUGCACAAACAUCCCAGGAGAAUACAGGUGUCUUUGCUAUGACGGAUUCAUGGCUUCUGAAGACAUGAAGACUUGCAUAGAUGUUAAUGAGUGUGAUCUACAUCCAAAUAUCUGUCUGAGUGGAACCUGUGAGAAUACAAAAGGCUCUUUUAUCUGUCACUGUGAUAUGGGAUAUUCAGGCAAGAAAGGCACAACCGGUUGCACAGAUAUCAAUGAGUGUGAAAUUGGAGCCCAUAACUGCGAUAGACAUGCCAUAUGUACAAACACAGCGGGAAGUUUCAAAUGUAGCUGCAGCCCUGGAUGGAUUGGAAAUGGCAUCAAGUGCACAGAUCUGGAUGAGUGCUCCAAUGGAACGCACAUGUGCAGCCCACAUGCCGACUGCAAGAACACAAUGGGCUCUUACCGUUGCCUGUGUAAAGAAGGUUAUACUGGGGAUGGCUUCACUUGUACAGACCUCGAUGAAUGUUCAGAAAACUUGAAUCUCUGUGAAAAUGGGCAAUGCCUCAAUGCCCCUGGAGGAUAUCGCUGUGAAUGUGAUAUGGGAUUUUUGCCAAGUCCGGAUGGGAAAGCAUGUGAAGAUAUCGACGAGUGUUCACUUCCUAACAUCUGUGUCUACGGUACUUGCCACAACCUCCCUGGUCUUUUCCGAUGCGAGUGUGAAGUGGGUUAUGAGUUGGACAGAAGUGGUGGUAACUGCACAGAUGUUAAUGAAUGUGCAGAUCCCACAACCUGCAUUAGUGGCACCUGUGUCAAUACUGCUGGUAGUUACACCUGUGAGUGCCCUCCUGAUUUUGAGCUGAAUCCCACCCGAGUUGGAUGUGUUGAUACACGAUCUGGCAACUGUUACCUGGACGUUAAAACUCGUGGAGAUAAUGGUGGCACCUUCUGCAGCAAUGAGAUCGGAGUGGGUGUUUCCAAAGCCUCUUGUUGUUGCUCCCUCGGUAAAGCUUGGGGGGUUCCCUGUGAACAUUGCCCAGCUGUGAAUUCAACUGAAUAUAAGGUUCUUUGCCCUGGAGGGGAAGGAUUCCGACCAAACCCUAUUACAGUUAUAUUAGAAGAUAUUGAUGAAUGUCAAGAGCUGCCUGGACUUUGCCAAGGAGGAAAAUGUAUUAAUACAUUUGGUAGCUUCCAGUGUCAGUGUCCAUCAGGGUACUAUUUGAAUGAAGAGACUCGAGUGUGUGAUGAUGUGAAUGAGUGCGAUACCCCUGGCAUUUGUGGACCUGGCACAUGUUACAAUACUGUUGGGAACUACACCUGCAUCUGUCCUCCUGACUACAUGCAAGUCAAUGGAGGGAACAACUGUAUGGAUAUGAGAAGAAGUCUGUGCUACAGAAAUUACUAUGCUGACAAUCAGACCUGUGAUGGCGAGCUGCUCUUUAAUAUGACCAAGAAAAUGUGCUGCUGUUCCUACAACAUUGGACGUGCGUGGAAUAAGCCCUGUGAACAGUGCCCUAUCCCAAGCACUGAUGAAUUCUCCACGCUUUGUGGAAGUCAGAGGCCUGGCUUUUUCAUUGACAUUUAUACAGGAUUACCAGUUGAUAUUGAUGAAUGCAGAGAGAUUCCUGGAGUGUGCGACAACGGAAUCUGUAUAAACAUGGUUGGCAGCUUCCGAUGCGAGUGUCCAGUGGGUUUCUUUUACAAUGACAAGCUGCUGAUCUGUGAAGAUAUUGAUGAAUGCCAAAAUGGACCAGUGUGUCAACAGAAUGCAGAAUGUGUCAACACAGCUGGUAGCUACCGUUGUGACUGUAAACCUGGCUACAGGUUCACAUCAACUGGCCGCUGUACUGAUCGAAAUGAGUGUCAAGAAAUUCCCAAUAUCUGUAGCCAUGGGCAGUGUAUUGACACUGUUGGAAGUUUCUACUGCAUUUGUCACAAUGGAUUCAAGACCAACGAUGACAGAACAAUGUGUAUAGAUAUUAAUGAGUGUGAAAGAGACGCCUGUGGCAAUGGAACCUGCAGAAACACCAUUGGCUCUUUCAACUGCCGCUGCAAUUUGGGGUUCAUCCUCUCACACAACAAUGACUGCAUAGAUGUGGACGAGUGUGCAAGUGGAAACGGGAUGCUCUGCAGGAAUGGUCAGUGUGUGAACACAAUUGGGUCCUUCCAGUGUCUGUGCAAUGAUGGCUAUGAGGUGGCUCUGGAUGGAAGGACUUGUGUUGAUGUCAAUGAGUGUGCACUGGAGCCUGGCAAAUGCUCACCGGGCACAUGCCAGAACUUGGAUGGAUCAUUCAGAUGCAUUUGUCCUCCUGGAUAUGUCCUGCAAAAUGACAAAUGUGAAGACAUUGAUGAGUGUGUGGAACAGCCAGAAAUUUGUGCACUGGGCACAUGCAGCAACACUCCAGGCAGUUUCAAAUGCCUGUGUCCAGAAGGCUUUGUGUUAUCUUCCACGGGAAGACGAUGCCAAGAUCUGAGAGUGAGUUACUGCUUUACCAAAUUUGAAGAUGGAAAAUGUUCUGUGCCGAAGUCCCGAAACCACUCCAAACAAGAGUGUUGUUGUGCCUUGAAGGGACAGGGAUGGGGCGAUCCGUGUGAACUCUGCCCAGAGGAAGCAGAUGAGGCAUUCCGGCAGAUUUGUCCAUUUGGAAUUGGCAUCCUUGUUGGACCCGGUGAUGCAAGGCUGGAUGUGGAUGAGUGCCUUGAUCCAGAUAAUUGUAAAUUUGGGCAGUGUAUCAACACAGAUGGGUCCUUCCGCUGUGAAUGUCCGUAUGGUUACAUCCUGCAAGGAGCUCAGUGUGUGGAUACUGAUGAAUGUGCUGUUGGAAAUCCGUGUGGAAAUGGAACUUGCAGAAAUGUGGUAGGAGGUUUUGAAUGCACCUGCGUUGAGGGAUUUGAGCCGGGACCAAUGAUGACCUGUGAAGAUGUGAACGAGUGCAUUCAGAACCCUCUGCUGUGCGCUUUCCGCUGCGUGAACACCUUUGGGUCCUACGAGUGCAAGUGCCCCACCGGCUACGUUCUGCGAGAGGACCGGAGGAUGUGCAGAGAUCAGAAUGAGUGUGAAGAAGGUAUUCAUGACUGUGACUCAAAACAAAUGGAGUGCAAAAACCUAAUAGGCACCUAUAUGUGUAUCUGUGGACCAGGUUAUCAGCCCAGACCGGAUGCAGAAGGCUGUGUAGAUGAGAAUGAAUGUCAGACCAAACCUGGGAUCUGUGAGAAUGGCCGUUGCAUAAACACCGUGGGAAGUUACAGAUGCGAGUGCAAUGAGGGAUUCACUGUCAGUGACAGCCAGAACGAAUGCCUUGACAACAGGGAGGGCUACUGCUUCACUGAAGUGCUACAAAGUAUGUGUCAAAUCGGAUCAAGCAACAGGAACUCUGUCACCAAGUCUGAAUGCUGCUGCGAUGGUGGCCGAGGCUGGGGGCCAAACUGUGAGGUCUGCCCCUUCCCAGGCACCAUGGCCUUCAAAAAGCUUUGCCCUCAUGGCCGAGGAUACAUGUCUAAUGGAGCAGAUAUUGAUGAGUGCAAGGUUAUUCAUGAUGUCUGUCGUAACGGGGAAUGCAUCAAUGAGAGAGGAUCUUAUCGUUGUCAUUGCAACCUUGGCUACACUACAGAUAUAACUGGCACUCUUUGCAUAGAUCUGAAUGAAUGUAAUGAGUCACCAAAACCUUGCAAUUUCAUCUGCAAAAACACAGAGGGGAGCUUCCAGUGUUCAUGUCCGAAAGGGUACAUCCUGCAAGAAGAUGGGAGAAGCUGCAAAGAUCUUGAUGAAUGUGCAACAAAGCAGCACAACUGCCAGUUCCUUUGUGUCAACACUAUUGGGGGCUUCACUUGUAAAUGUCCUCCUGGAUUCACUCAGCACCAUACAGCCUGCAUAGAUAAUAAUGAAUGUGCUACUGAAAUCAAUCUCUGUGGGGCAAAGGGUAUUUGCCAGAAUACACCAGGAAGUUUUGUUUGUGAGUGUCAGCGCGGCUUCUCACUCGAUCAAACUGGGCUUAGCUGUGAAGAUGUUGAUGAAUGUGAUGGAAACCACCGGUGUCAGCAUGGUUGCCAGAAUAUAAUUGGAGGAUACAGGUGUAGCUGCCCACAAGGAUAUCUCCAGCAUUACCAAUGGAACCAAUGUGUUGAUGAAAAUGAAUGUCUCAGUGCACACAUUUGUGGAGGAGCAUCUUGCCACAAUACUUUGGGAAGCUAUAAAUGUAUGUGCCCUACCGGAUUUCAGUAUGAACAGUUUAGUGGAGGUUGCCAAGAUAUCAAUGAAUGCGGUUCUGCACAAGCCCCAUGCAGUUAUGGUUGUUCAAAUACUGAAGGUGGCUAUGUCUGUGGAUGUCCACCUGGUUACUUCAGAAUAGGACAAGGGCACUGUGUUUCUGGAGUGGGGCUAGGCAGAGGUCAAGGACAAGAGUUAUCAGUCAGUGGAGAAGUAGACGACAACUCCCUCUCUCCCGAAGCUUGUUAUGAAUGUAAAAUCAAUGGCUAUCCCAAGAGAGGAAGAAAGCGCAGAAGCACUAAUGAAACCGCAAAUGAAGCAGAGGAUCAGCAAGAGCUGGAACCACCAAUCAGUCUCGCCAGCUGGGAUAUUGAGAAAGCAGCAGUCUUUUCCAUCAACAUCUCGGAGCUCAGUAAUAAAGACCGCAUCCUGGAACUGCUUCCAGCCCUCACAACACUGACAAACCAUAACCGAUAUUUAAUUGACUCCGGAAAUGAAGAUGGUUUCUUUAGAAUCAAUAAGAAGGACGGGAUAAGUUACCUUCAUUUCACAAAGAAGAAGCCAGUGCCUGGAAACUAUUCAUUACAAAUCAGUAGUAUUCCACUCUAUAAAAAGAAGGAACUUAACCAGCUUGAAGAGAAACAUGACAAAGACUACCUCAGUGGUGAGCUGGGAGAUAACCUGAAAAUGAAAAUUCAGAUAUUGCUUCAUUAAUUCAUCAACCAAAGACCAAAUAAUUAAACCAAAGAUAGAUAGGUAGGACUGAAUAUUCCUCCCAAUCAGAUUCUCCAUAUCAUAGGUACAAUCUUACAUGAGUACAUUGGUAUGAACGAGCACUAUUAUAUUAUUACAUAAACAAGGUACAGGAUGAAUACCCUAGCUCAAACAACCACUUUCUCAGGCUUGUAAGUGUAGCUGAGCUACCUUGAUAUGUUGAAUCUUGAAAACUGGGACUUUUAUCAUUGGAAGUUGGCCACUGAUGCUGAGACACAUCAUCAUUUCAGCAGAGGUACAAGAAUGUGCUUUCAACUGAUGGACAGCUCUAUUUUUGUAAUUCUUAAACUUUGCUUCUCCAACUACAACUUACUAGGUCAGCCAUUUAUGAUAUCCAUUUGGUGCUAGUAAAUUUUCAACCUAGAUUUAUAAAUGCACUGUAAUAUUUACACAACUUAGAAGCCAAAAUUGCCAUUAUUCAGUCUAAAUACUUCAAUCAACCAAAGUUAGCUCAGUAGUUUAUCUCAGUUAUGCCUAUAAUACAUUACAUGUAAAUUAAGUGUGUGUAUACUGUAAUCAUGCUAUUUUUAUCAAUGAAGCAUUUGUAAACUAGAUUAAUAAUACCCUUAAUGUGAGGGUUUGUAAUGGUGCUUAUAAGACCAACUACUUGUUAACUGUAUACACAAACCUGAUGAUAAAGUUUCUGUGACUUACCAAAAUGCACUGAGGUCAGUAGGGACCAUUAAACAUUCUCAAAAGUCAGAUGACAAUCAGUGCCAUCCUACACCAUGACAUUAUGUAACGUGUCAAGAGUACCCAUAAUCAUUCAUAUCAAGAAGGGUUCAAUGUCAUAAAUGUCACAAUAAAACAGUUUUUUUUUUAGUUUA
Molecule: messenger RNA, 9772 nt
Organism: Dromaius novaehollandiae (emu)
Lineage: Eukaryota; Metazoa; Chordata; Aves; Casuariiformes; Dromaiidae
Gene: FBN1
Product: fibrillin 1
Exons: 66
Coding region: 276-8885 (2869 amino acids)
Molecular function (GO): calcium ion binding
Source: RefSeq, a predicted model, not a curated record